Molecule: messenger RNA, 2220 nt
Organism: Colletotrichum karsti
Lineage: Eukaryota; Fungi; Ascomycota; Sordariomycetes; Glomerellales; Glomerellaceae
Product: ph domain protein
Exons: 5
Coding region: 1-2220 (739 amino acids)
Source: RefSeq, a predicted model, not a curated record
AUGGCAGUCGACGACACAUCAGACCGUAUUCUGCAAGAGAUCCAGGCUGAACUAACCAAUACGCCAUAUCGAUUUGACUCUGCUCAUCUCCUGGCCGGUGGAACAGCUAACUUCAUCUACCGAGCGCAUUUGGACCAAGCCUUGUCUGAUGGAACUACCGAAGUCGCCAUCAAGCAUGGCGAGGAUUUCAUUCGCCAGAGCCCUGAUUUCAAGUUGAACACGUCCCGAUGCCGGAUCGAGGAAUCGUGCCUCGGGUAUCUCGAUGCUCUCCCUCCGCACGUUGGGCCCAGAGUUUCCAUUGUAACCCCGAGGCUCUUCUACUUCAACGAGAAGACCAAUACGCAGGUUCAGGAGUACCAACCAAGCCCGCUCAGUCUCAAGCUUUACACUUUGAAGUAUCAUGCAUCUUCAGAACCUGACCAUGUCGAAAGCCAGUGUCUAGAAAUUGGCGAGGCAUUGGGCAAAUGGCUCCGCGCUUUUCACAAUUGGGGCAACUUACCGGAGCAGGCGAGGUUUCGGGAUAUCGCUGCGGCCAACAAGAGUAUGCAGUCUAUCAAACACUGGGCAAACUACCAGCGGCUUCCGGAUGCCAUCAAGCGUCAUUCAUCAGUCCUGAAAGACUGCGCCGACGUACUAGCCGCCAUCGUGGAUAUUUCAACCAAGGAAUUAGAGGAUGAGAAGACUCUCCAAGUCAUCCACGGAGACUUUUGGACAGGGAACAUUCUCCUCAAGGGGCAACCUUGGCAAUCGGCAAACAUCACUCUUUUCGUGGUGGAUUGGGAGAUGCUCCAGCUCUCUCCCGCGCCUCUCGACUUGGGCCAAAUGAUUGCGGAGCUUUAUGAGCUCAAGUUGUACAAAGGCAUUGACGCUGGACUCUGGUUGAUUGAGAGCUUCGUAAAGGGGUACGGUCCAACCGAUGAUGAGUUUGCCUUCAGAGUUUUGCUUCACGUGGGCGUCCAUCUGAUCAGCUUUGGCACCACAGUCCCGGACUGGGGAAACGCAGAGCAGAGUCAGGUCCAGACUCUCCCCGCGCCCACCAUUGACGUCUCUAUUCCACCAUCCUCGAUAUCUCUCACGACGGACGCCAACUCGCGAAUGCGCAGCCGCCUCGCCCUCGAUACCUAUUCGUCCCCUGUCAACCAAAAUGGUAGUUUCGAAUUUGAUCGCGUCGUCAAGAGCGGUUAUUUGCAGAAGCGCACUCAAAAAACAAAGGCCUGGAAGUCCAUCUACCUCGUUCUGCGUCCCACCUCACUCUCCAUAUAUCGAUCCGACAAGGAGGACAAACUGCGACACAAGCUGUACCUCGCCGAUUUGACGGCCGUGGCUUUGCUGAAGGACCCGAAGAACAAGAGGAAGAACGUUUUUGGCCUGUUUUCCCCGGCGCGAAACUACCAUCUCCAAGCCACCAGCGCCCGCGACGCGGAGGAAUGGGUCGACCUGAUUAGGAAACACGCCCGUAUCGAAGAGGAGGAUGGUGAGCUCAUGCUUGCAAGUCCUAUCGGCGGCAGACGACAGUCGUACAUGGUGGUUCCAAGCAGCUCACAAAGCGCGGAACCGACCAGACCUGAGAGGCUGGCAUCAAGCUCCCCAGAGCCACUUGAACCUCCGCUGCCACGUUUUGUCGGCUCGGACCGCCGCCGCCCUUCGCAAAUGGCCGACUCGGCAGGGUACUCUGGCAACGAAUUGGCAUCGCAUUCCGAUUUCUCGGACAACGACAUUCAGCGCAUACAGGGCAUGUCCAUCGAAGACUUGGCGGUCCAUUCGCCGGCGGACGGCGAAGAUUUGACCGUUCGGCCAAGCCUCGGAGACCGCAAUGCGAGCCAGGUUAGCGGCCUGAACCUCGAGCAGGAUCCCGAUCGUGUUAUCUGGCAAGGCUGGCUCUGGUUCCUCCGAAGCAAGGGUGGCGUGAGACAGUGGAAGAACCUCUGGGGCGUAUUAAGGCCACGGAAUUUCAUCCUCUACAAGGACGAGUCCGAGUAUACAGCCCAGUUCAUCAGACCCAUGUCGGCAAUCGUCAACGUGGUCGAUAUCGACCCAGUCAGCAAAUCGAAGACACAUUGCCUUCAGCUGAUUACGGAGGAGAAGAGUUACAGGUUCUGUGCACACGACGAGGAGUCCCUUAUUCACUGCCUUGGGGCGUUCAAGAGCCUGUUCGCCAAGAGACGAGAGCUCGAAGUCCGAGCGGCAGCCUCAGAGACACAGCCGACGCCUACUGCGUAA